CGCACGAAGAGCGGAGCGGAGAAGCGGGCUGCAUACCAACAGACAGGGCAGGACGCACAGAGCCCCCCCAACCUGCUCCAUGACAAUAAAUAAGAUCAUAUCUGAUGAACUCUGGGCGGUUUAAAUUCUACCACUGCUUUUUAUCAGAAUAUAUAUAUUUUUGUCAAGGUACAAAAAGACAACCAAGUGUGGAUUAUGUGUUUUUUUCUGCAUUAAUAUUUGACUGAAAGAGAGUCUGCGUCGGAGAAGACCGCCGGGAGGAAUCAAAGGGAAAAGUCAAGACUGAUGUUUUCGUCCAGUCACGUGUCGGAGAGUUAUUGCCGUUGACGUUCAUCCACUUUUUGCAAUAAACUGGUUUCCAUCAGAGAGGAGGAUUUACCAUUUUACAUCUGGCUGCAGAAAGAAACACGCAGAGAAAUCAAUCAGAACUCCAUCAUGGGCUGUCUUGGUUUACAGAACGCGUUUGCUGCUUUCGUCCUGGUCCUGCUCUCUAAAGGGUCCAGUGUGCAUGGAGCAGAAUUCGGACUCCUGCCGGACAAUAUUACAGUGUUGGAAGGCGACAGUGUGAUUUUGAGAUGUCGAAUCGAUGAGGAGGUGACCCACAAAGCCUGGCUGAACCGCUCUAACAUCCUAUUCACCGGAACAGAUAAGUGGUCGCUGGACAAGCGUGUGACGCUGCUCAACAGCAACAAUAGUGAUUUUUCCAUUCACAUCGAGAAGGUGCAAAUAACCGAUGAGGGACCCUACACCUGCACCUUCCAGGCCAAUAACAAACCUCGCAUCGCCAACGUCUACCUCAUCGUCCAAGUACCAGCAAGAAUCGUGAACAUCUCAAAAAAUGUGUCAGUGAACGAGGGGGAGAAUGUGAACCUUUACUGUUUGGCAGUCGGUCGGCCCGAGCCCACCGUCACCUGGAAAGACCAGAAAUAUGGGCUGGUGAGUGAGGGGGAGUUCUUAGACAUCACGGAGAUCAAGAGGCAGCAGGCUGAAGACUAUGAAUGCAUCACCCACAACGGCGUGGCGCCGUCAGACCAGCGCAAGGUCAAAGUCACAGUCAACUUUCCCCCCACGAUCAUAGACAUGAAGAACAUGCCAGCCCAUUUGGGGAAGACCGUCGUCCUGCGCUGUGAUGCGAUGGCCGUCCCACCAGCCUCCUUUGAGUGGUACAGAGAUGACCACAGGCCGGUAGAGAAUGACAACACCUUAAGGAUCAAAAAUGAGAAGACGUACUCACUGCUUCGGUUUACCAACGUGACAGAGAAGCAUUUUGGCAACUACACUUGCUUCGCCUCAAACCGUCUGGGCUCUUCCAACGCCAGCAUGCUGCUGUUUCGACCAGGGGCCCUCCAGGGUCGAGGGACCGGUUUACGUGCAGGGAUGAGUGUGAGCGUGUGCGUUUGGCUUUCCCUUUUUGCUGUUCUGCUCAAAGUGUAAUGACCACAGUGUGUUUGGAAUCGCCCUUAAACGUCCCCGGAAGCCCCACUUCCUCCUCUGCCCCCUCUGUCCCUCACAAUGGAAGGAAAAAGGAAAUGAAAUUCUUUAAUUACGAACCCAUCACUGUGAACAAAAAGAAUAUGCAUUAUUCCAGGAGCCAUCGAAUCAUUGCAUCAGACGCACGACAACUCCCUCCCCUCCCAGAAAAACCCUGCACCCUCAAUUCUACUUACUAUAAUGUACUUUUUUCUGUUCUUCCUCACACACAUACCAUUUGUCUCUUUUUUUUUUAAACCUUAGUAUUUCCCCUCAUCACCUUUAUUUUAUUUUUUUUUAUUUUUUUUACCACUGAUGUUGGUGUAAAGUGUAUAUUCCUGAUGGUGU
Nematolebias whitei (Rio pearlfish) is the source of this 1818-nucleotide messenger RNA. It is a transcript of the gene iglon5, whose product is annotated as IgLON family member 5. Bases 436 to 1434 code for a protein of 332 amino acids. Lineage: Eukaryota; Metazoa; Chordata; Actinopteri; Cyprinodontiformes; Rivulidae. The transcript has 8 exons. Gene Ontology annotation, cellular component: neuron projection. The record is from RefSeq and is a predicted model, not a curated record.